UCAUGAUCUUCAUAUAUAAAAAAUUUGUAUUUUAAUAAAAAACUAAAUUUACUUUUUAUAUAUUUUGUACAUAAUUUCAUUAGGUAUUUUAAACUGAUUAUGUCUUCAUCAGAUUCAGCAAUUCUUGAUGACAACACUAUAGUGGCCACUGAUUUACCAAAUGAUACAGAAGCAGCUAUAAAAUAUAUAAAAUCACUGUUGCCCGUAAAUGUAAAGGACACAUUGAAGUACCCACCUAUUGUGUUUAUUAAUCAAAUCUAUGAUAUUAUACAUAAUAAAACAUUAAUCAAUAGAGAAUUGGAAAUAUUACAAAAACAGUGUAAAAUACAAAAACUUACAAUUGGAACCUGUGAUUUUUCUUCGGCUUUUAUACUAUAUGAAGAUUAUGUUAAGUACAUUUUAAAUGUUUAUCCUGAUAAACCUUGUAUUACCAAAUUUUUAAAUUCUAUUUUGCCUUCAAUUAAAUCAUUUGGAGUUGAAAAAUGUGUAUUAAAACAAAAGUUUAAACUUCAACAAUAUGAACUGACAGAAUUAAUUAAUUGCGGACUUUUAUUAAUUAGAAAUCAAGAAAGUUAUUGGAUAUCUUUUCCAUCAUCUGGAAAUUUUAUUAAGCGUUAUAUUGAAGGUCGAAAAUAUAUUAUUCAAAUUAUAAAACGUCGAAAGUUUCAGGAGAUAUUAGAAAGUGACUUGGAAGCUAGAUGUGCUAAAGUAUCAAAAAUAAAUGAACUUGGUUUUAAAUACUUUUUACAUGAUAUCAAAGGAUCCAAUGAUAUAGUAAUAAUAAAUACAACUUCUGGAUGCCUUUUGAGAAUUGCUUGAACAAAAACAUUUUAUGUAAUUGGAAUGGCUUGGAUUUAUGAACAAUAUAUUAGAUG
This is a messenger RNA of Sipha flava (yellow sugarcane aphid), 875 nucleotides long. Its product is annotated as serine/threonine-protein kinase 19-like. The coding region runs from base 100 to 819 and encodes 239 amino acids. Gene Ontology annotation, biological process: protein phosphorylation; positive regulation of Ras protein signal transduction. The transcript has 6 exons. NCBI's taxonomy places the organism in Eukaryota, Metazoa, Arthropoda, Insecta, Hemiptera, Aphididae. Gene Ontology annotation, molecular function: protein serine/threonine kinase activity. The record is from RefSeq and is a predicted model, not a curated record.